GCCUGCCCGUCUCUACAUAUAUAGCACGCCGCCGCCGGCCUGGCUCGCCAGUGCGCCAAGCUCCACGACGCCAGACCAGCUACGCCGCCGACAUGAACCCGUGCACGUUGAUGCUGAUAGCUGCUAUGUGGUGUAGCGUCAUGGGAGCGCCACCGCAAAUUAACACCAAGGACGCUACCAUCAUCCAACAGGAAAACGACUUCAACGGCCUUAGCCCCUGGCGCUGGAGCUUCAAGAACAGCGACGGCUCGGAACGGGCCGAGGAGGGGGAGUUGACGGCGGACGGCUCUCCCGACGUGUCCGGCUCGUACACCAGGGUGUCGCCCAAGACGGGCGCCGUCUACGUCGUCACCUAUCGCGCCGACAAGCACGGCUUCCACGUCAUCAGCAGGCCGCUCGGCAAGGACCAGCCGGGAGAGGCGUACGCCAGGCUCCACAGGCGGCAAUUCUGACCGCAACACUUGCUACAAUCAUACUAGGCACCGUGUCAGCGAGGUGGACAUAGCGACGCAGCGAAUUCGUCCACGCACUUCCUUCAUCUAAACAAACCUGCAAUCUGGCAAUGCGAACUUCUUCAACAUCUCUUAUGUUCCGUUGUCACCAGAGGUCUUUGAUAGCUGUCACAAAGGCAGUAUACUGUAAACAGAGCAAACAUGCGAUCUCGGUAUUGGAAUGACAAGCGUACUGCUUGCUAGAGGUUCUUCGCGUACCGGAACAAUACCCUUACAAAAAUUAUUUCUCUGUUUUUCACAUCCGAACAUCCCUCUGUCUUCUACGUCCAGCAUAUGGUAACUUUUCAAAACGAAUAAAUUACUGAUUCGCACCGUA
Molecule: messenger RNA, 828 nt
Organism: Schistocerca piceifrons (Central American locust)
Lineage: Eukaryota; Metazoa; Arthropoda; Insecta; Orthoptera; Acrididae
Product: endocuticle structural glycoprotein SgAbd-5-like
Exons: 3
Coding region: 93-452 (119 amino acids)
Cellular component (GO): chitin-based extracellular matrix
Molecular function (GO): structural constituent of chitin-based larval cuticle
Source: RefSeq, a predicted model, not a curated record